Messenger RNA from Tetranychus urticae (two-spotted spider mite), 6001 nucleotides. RefSeq names its product metabotropic glutamate receptor 1-like. Gene Ontology annotation, cellular component: membrane. The record is from RefSeq and is a predicted model, not a curated record. Gene Ontology annotation, molecular function: G protein-coupled receptor activity. Lineage: Eukaryota; Metazoa; Arthropoda; Arachnida; Trombidiformes; Tetranychidae. Gene Ontology annotation, biological process: G protein-coupled receptor signaling pathway.
UCAUCAAUUCUCAUGGUUUUUCCAUCCAAUUCUCUCUGAAUACUCACCAACUCACUCAUAUUUAUCCGCAUCUUUUUUUCGACUGAACUUUUUUCCCUCUUCUUCUUCUCCUUCUUCUUCGCCUUUUUCCAUCAUCUUCUUCUUCGUCUUCUUGUUGUUGAAACAUUUUCUUGUUUCGUUGAUUCAGUGAGUGAACAAAAUUGAACAGCCAAACGUACAAAAGCAAAGGGAAGACACAAAUUGAAAGGGAAAACAAAAAAGUUUUUACUUUUAUUGUUGGUUAAAAAACACUUUUGUCCAAAGCAGUUUUUGUGUGUUGAAUGUUUGCCACUUGAAUGAUACACUUGGCCCUUUAAAAGUUCAGUCAAGUUAUGGUGUUAUAGUGAAGUGUUGUCCAUUCCAAGGCUAUGGAAAGUGCCAAAAUUGUUUAUAAUGUUGCUAUCAUUUUUUUAUUCCUUCCAUGUUUACUAUUACUUUUAGGUAUAAAUAAUUAUCUUUCAGUCAACAGUUUAAUCACAAGUCGCCAUACAGUGGCCGCCAUUCCAGGUGACCUCGUUUUAGGGGCACUUUUUCCCGUUCAUCAUGCACCCGGAGUCAAACAGGCUCAGUUUCGUCUUUGCGGUGACAUACGUGAACAGUAUGGCAUCCAAAGGAUUGAAGCCGCUUUCCACACCAUUGACACAAUUAAUGCAAACAAGGAAAUUUUACCCAACAUAACUUUAGGUAUUGAGAUUCGUGAUUCUUGCUGGUAUUCACCAAUCGCUCUUGAACAGUCCAUUGAGUUUAUUCGCGAUGCAAUGGCUGCUUCAGAUGAGCGAAGUGAUACAACUGAUAAAAGUGAUACAUCAUCAACUUCCACCACAUCUUCAUCAUCAUCAUCAUCCGUUAGUUUCCUGCCAGAAUCUGUAUCCAUAUCUCAUUCGCCUUUAUUUCCAAUGCUCAAUGCACCAUUUACACCCUUUGGUCGACUCAAUACAUCGCUUAUGUGUCCAAAGCAAGUAAAGAAAGUUAAAAAUCUUGUUGGAGUUAUUGGACCAGCAUCAAGCUCAGUAACUAUCCAAGUUCAAAAUCUUUUACAAUUAUUUGCCAUUCCACAAAUAGGUUAUUCAGCAACGAGCAAAGAUUUAAGUUUAAAAAGUCAUUACAUGUACUUUCUCCGAGUGGUUCCAUCGGAUGAACUCCAAGCCAAAGUCAUGGUCGACCUAAUUUUGAAAAAUAAUUGGACUUACAUUUCAGCAAUUUACACUGAUGGCAACUAUGGAAGUAGUUUGAUGGAGGUUUUUAAAAAUUUAGCUCAAGACGUUGGCAUUUGCCUGGCAAAUACUGAAGUUGUCACCAAUAAUGCUGAGGAUUGGAAGUUUGAUGAAAUUGUGAUAUCCAUUCUGCAAACAAAGUCUGUCAAAGUUGUCGCCUGUUUUUGUGAAGGAAUGACAGUUCGAGGUAUACUUAAAGCAAUACGUCGAUUGAAUGCAACCGGAGAGUUUCUCCUUGUUGGAAGCGACGGUUGGUCUGAUCGUUAUGAUGUUGUUGAAGGGUAUGAGGUUGAAGCUUCUGGUGGAAUCUCUGUUCGAAUUCAUUCACCUUAUGUUAAUGAGUUUGACCCAUAUUACUUCAACCUUCAUCCUGAUAAUAAUACUCGAAAUCCUUGGUUCAAAGAAUUUUGGGAAUUCAAGUUCAACUGUUCUUUGACACCGAAAGUAGUAAAAGACCAAGCACAAGCCAAAACACCUUUACUACCGAAUCAGGCUCCUUUUCCAGGAACUCGAUUAUUUAAUAGAUCAUGUUCAGGGACUGAAAAUUUACGCGAACGUUACAAGCAAGACACUAAACUGGCUUUUGUUAUUAAAGCCAUUUGGACAAUGGCUUAUGGACUUCACAAUAUGCAAAAGAAAAUGUGUCCACACACUUCAAGCUCAUGUCCAGCCAUGUUGCCCGUUAAUGGAUCAAUUUUUUUACACCAUUUACUUAACGUAUCCUUUACAUGGUCCAAUGAGACUGUUUCAUUCAAUGAAUUUGGCGAUCCACCGGGUCGCUAUGAUAUUAUGAAUUUUCAAAAACUUGACGACAAUACUUAUGAUUAUCUUCAUGUUGGCUCAUGGGAUUCAAAUUCAAAUGAGCUAGUUACAUGGAGACCCUUUCAGUGGCCUUUAAAGACUCUUAUGAGUGAUGAAGAUGUACCUAAAUCUGUUUGUAGUAAACCCUGUGAAAAAGGAUAUGCAAAAAAUAUCCAAAGUGAUAGUGUUAAAUGUUGUUGGGUUUGUGUUCCAUGUCAAAAGAAUCAGUUUUUAAGAGAUGAAUAUCACUGUGAAAAUUGUCCACUUGGAUGGUGGCCUGAUGAUAAUCAAACAGGCUGCUUCCAAAUCGAAAUUGAAUAUAUUCAGUGGACUGAGACACCAUCGUUAGUCGCCAUAGCUAUCGCUCUAUUUGGUAUUAUGUUAACAUUUUUCACUAUGGUUGUGUUUAUCAAGCAUAACAACACGCCAGUUGUUAAAGCUUCGACCCGUGAGCUUUCUUACAUGAUUUUAUUGGGAAUGUAUCUUUGUUAUAUAACAACCUUUGCCCUUAUCGCAAUGCCAACCCAGGAAACUUGUUUUGUAACCCGAGUAUUACCUGGCUUUAGUUUUGCCGUUAUCUACGCUUCCCUGGUAACCAAGACUAACAGAAUUGCUCGCAUUUUAGCGGGCUCCAAGAAACGCAUAAUAACCAAGAAACCUCGUUUCAUGUCCUCUUCAGCUCAAGUUGUUAUAUCUAUUAUUUUGAUACUCAUUGAGACGGGUAUAAUUGGUUUCAUGCUCUUCAAAGAACCAGCCGAUUCCAAGUUGGAUUAUCCCGUAUUGGAUAAAGUUAUUUUAGUGUGCAAUACAACCUCAGCUGGAAUCAUUGCCCCUUUAGGUUUUGACUUUUUUCUCAUUGCAAUGUGUACCGUUUACGCCAUCAAAACUCGCAAUGUUCCAGAAAACUUUAACGAAGCCAAAUUCAUCGGGUUCACCAUGUACACAACCCUUGUCAUCUGGAUCGCCUUUGUUCCCAUCUACUUUGGCUCCGACCUAAAGGUACUCACCAUGUGUCUCUGCAUCUCCUUCAGCGCACUGGUUGCUUUGGUUCUCCUCUUUUUCCCCAAACUUUACAUAAUCCUUUUCAAACCAGAGAAAAAUAAUCGCUCCUUUUUCACGACUGCCAAGAAUGUACGUUGUCACAUUGGCUAUGUACCGACACUCGGCAUCUCUCGCCAUUCCUCACAUUCAACCUCAGAAUUUUCAGUCGACUCUCCAAGAAAUCAUUCCCUGGAAGUGAAACAUCAUUAUAAUCAACAUUUAAAAAAGGAAAGUUCAUCUUCUGAACCAUCAAAAAGUCAUCAGCAGCCUGGAACCCUAUUAACAGAUAAAUCAACCUCAUCAUUACUCAAUACCAAGCCCGAGAAGAGGCGUUCAAGUUUCAAUAUUUUUGAAAGAUUUCGUAUAAGCAAGCAAGAUAAGAUAGCAGCCAAUGUACAGCAAAAGAUUCGUGCUGUAAGAGCAGCAGAAGCGUUGGAUCGUCAAACCAAUAGACGAGUUCCAGGUCGACCUCCACCUCGACAAAGUUCCUCAAGUGGAAUGGAUAUACCAGAAGAGGGCGAAAAUUCGGGUAAAAUGAGGCUGGUUCAGAUGCUGAAACAUGCGUAUGGUGAUGAUGUCAAUAAAAUUCCAGGUUUCACCGAGUUUGUAGAAUCGGCUAAACGGGAAUCUCGUCGAGUUUUGGUGGAAAAUUCUGCUCAAACAUCGUACGAUCUACUCGAGACUUGGUUUCCAGCCUUGCGCCAUCGGAUACCACGUAACGGUGCCAAUGGUACAAGUGGCAAUACAAGCACAAGUGGAGGACCAAGUGGUGCAAGGUCGACCACUACCAACGGAGAGAUUGUGUUGAUGACCAGCCUUGAUGAAUGUGAUGACAGUAGAUCAGCCAAUGGGUUCCAUCGGUUGAUGAAGCAAACCAGUUCAGUCGCACCUCUAGGUUACCGAGGUGAUCAACCUCAGCCUGUGCAUCAACCACAGCAGACUCUUUGGUCGACUGAAAAGGAUUCCAGUCUUAAUGGAGUAAACAGUUUAGGUGCAAGUUCAAUCUAUCAUCCUCAUCACCUUUACCAUCAACAACAACAGCAACAACAACAACAGAAUCAAAGCCAACAAUGGUCAACUAAUUAUGCUGUCCUCACAAAUCAAUUGUCCAAUGUACUUCAAGAUGGUCGUCAACAGUUGACCACACUUAGAUUAAAUAGCAAAGGUUCAAACUUAUCAAGUCCCAGUAACCUACGAAAACGUCCCAGCUCAGUUUCAUCUUCAAGUGCCAAAGUACGAGCUAGUGAGGAAAGCCUACUCAGUGGAACCAAUUCAUGCGUAAUCGAAGAAUCAGCAAGCUCAGGCGGUGAAUCAAGUCCAAGCUCUGGAGUUGUAUACAAAAAUAUCAUUAUCAAUCUAGGUGGAACUUCCGGUUCUCAGGGUGAAAACAUCAACGAAAUGGGCAGAUCUGAAUCACUAAGACUACGUCAAAAGCAUCAGCAACAUCAACAAUAAAUGAAAGGAUAAGAAAUAAACAGUAAACAAUAAACAGCAAAAGAAGAAAAAAAAACUCCCAGAAAAUGCAAAGAAAUGAAAAAAAGGCAAAUAAAGAAAGAGAAGGAUUCUCUCUUUUUUUGAAUAAAAAUAUCAUUAUUAUCAAAUCCAUCAUGAACCUCUUUCUUGCCAGCUUCAAACCUUCAUCUAGACCAUCAUCAAGACAACAUUAUCUUCAUCUCUUCAACUAUUGAGCUUUAUUCAAUUCCAAAAAUCUCUUUACUCUCCUUUUAUACAUCACACUUCUACAUAUACAUGCAUAUAAAUACCAAAAAUGAAUUCAUGAAACAUGGAAAAAAUGUGAACCGAGAAAAAAAACAUGAAGCAGAAAAAAAUGUGAUUGAAGCAACUUUGACAAGUCAGUUACCAUUAUUGGCAAUUGAUGGUGAAAAGUGAAGAAAAAAAGUUGAAACGAAAAAAAAAUUUUCUAAACUUUUUUGUUUCGCUUAUUGAUGAUUGCGAUUAUUGCUCAUCCCGAUAAUGAUUAUAAUGAUAAUGAUAACGAUUAUAGUUAAUCAUCAUUUGUUUCUCGAAAGCAACUUGUAAUGUUAGGUUGGAAGGGAAUUUGAUUCAUUUGGAGGGGAGAAAAAAGUUCUGAACAAAAUUUUCUUUUUCUCUUUUUCUCAAUGAAAAUGUGCCAAAAAUAACAAUUGAACGAAAAUUUAAUUUCCCUUUUAGUUUAAACUUUUUCUUUCUUCGCCCAAUCUGAAUCAUCUCUGGAUAAUUGCAUCAAUAGUUUCAUGGUGAAAAGUAGAUUAAAAUUGAUGACUUUGAAUCAAACUUUUUUUUCUUAAAAAAAAGAGAAAAAUGUUUUUCAUUUUUCGUUUUUGCUUUUACAGAAAAUUGAAAAUCUGUUCAAUACUUAACACUUUAUCACUGUUAUCAUUAUUAUUGUUAUCAUCGUUAUUUAUCCAAUUAUCAAUUUGUCAUUUUUAAUUUAACCAAAUGUUUAAAAUUGUUAUUUUGUUUUGGUUUUAAAGACAUUUACCUUUUCUUUUGCUGAACCUCAACUUUAAUCAGGAAAAUGGCUUUUUCUUGGAUAACUUGUUGGAACCAAAAAUCGUUGCACUUUUAAUAUCAAACAAAGUGGAAUCAAAAUUUAACCCUCAAUCCCUUUCUAUUCAUUCAAUCAUUAUUUGGAAAUUAGUUUUGAUAAAAACUCUACUUCAACCAGGGACCUGAUCAAAGAGCCUGUUACUCUUUGCAACUGAUCCACUUGUAAUAAAGACGAAAAUUGAUCAAAAUGUAAAUUAUUGUGCUGCCUCACAAUGAAAACUGCACAUGGUUUAAGUGACAAAGAUGUCGAUGGUUUUAAUGAUGAAAUGACCAAAAAUGUCGACAAUUCAAAUUUGAACAAAAAUAAUUGUUAAAAAAUGUUUUUCAAAUAAAUUGCGUAAAAUAACUUUGUGAAA